Molecule: messenger RNA, 766 nt
Organism: Epinephelus lanceolatus (giant grouper)
Lineage: Eukaryota; Metazoa; Chordata; Actinopteri; Perciformes; Serranidae
Gene: wdr83os
Product: WD repeat domain 83 opposite strand
Biological process (GO): protein insertion into ER membrane
Cellular component (GO): endoplasmic reticulum membrane
Molecular function (GO): protein folding chaperone
Source: RefSeq, a predicted model, not a curated record
CUCCUUACUACUCAAUUCAUGAAGACUCCAGCUCAGCUGUCUCUCGCUAACCGGGGUUUAAAUUUCUCAAUAAUAAACCACCAAAAGGAGGUCGUUUUAACACACCAUGGCGUCCAACAACAUGUCAGACCCGAGGAGACAAAAUAAGAUUUUAAGGUACAAGCCCCCCAGCACAGAGACCAAUCCCACACUGGAGGACCCCACGCCAGACUACAUGAACCUGCUCGGCAUGAUCUUCAGCAUGUGUGGACUGAUGCUCAAGCUGAAAUGGUGUGCCUGGAUCGCAGUCUACUGCUCUUUCAUCAGCUUUGCAAACUCCAGAAGUUCAGAGGACACCAAACAGAUGAUGAGCAGCUUCAUGUUGUCCAUCUCAGCAGUUGUGAUGUCCUACCUCCAGAACCCACAGCCAAUGUCACCACCAUGGUAACCAAGGGCCAAUCGCAGAAGAGCACAGAAGUGAAUCGCGGAUGCUGGAGUGGGUGACAAAACAGCUGAUUGGCCCCCCUGGCCAUUGUUGAGUAAAAACAGAGACGGAAAGGAAGAUAAUAUGAUAGAAAGAGAAGAAGAGAGGAAACAGUUGACCAGUAGAGGUGGACAAUAAAGAGGACACUACGACAGGAAGAUCAUGUAAAUUCUUUGACUUUGUCCUCAUGUUUUUCUCUUUUUAACCUUUUCUAAAUUUGUUUGUUGAUGAAACAAAACUGUAAAUUUUGCUGUUUGGCUGAUGCAGAUUGUCGUUAAUAAAGUUGUACAAUUUUAAAAAGAA